AGAUUCUAGUUAAAUUAAGAUACUGUCUAGAUAUAGAUCUAGAUCUCAUCAUCUAGUCUUUUAAAUUUUAACAGACAUAUCUAGACUCUAGUGACUAGUCCAUGUCUACCCUUUAUUAACUUUAUAAUAUAGACAAUAUAGUCAAUAUUUAUAUAGAGUCUAGUCUCUAGAUCUAGCCGAUUCUAGCCAUACAUACUCAGAAUAAUCAGAUACUGUCUAGUCUAGUAGAUAAGUAGCUCGUAGACUCUAAUCUAAGUAACUAACAUAGAAUGAAUGAUAGAUCUAUUCUAGUUAACAUUAAACUUAAACAUACUUACAAUUACAUAGCCAUACAGGCAUACUCAAUACUGCCCAUAGACAUAGACGAUAGUCACAUACUUGACAUUGACCCAUAGUAUAGUCAUGGAUCUACUCACAUAGUCAUAGAGUUAGAGCUAGAGUAGAGUCACUAGAGACUAGAGUUGACUAGAGACUCAAAUAAAAAAUAAAAUAUAUUCUAGAUUGACUAGAUCUAGAUUCUAGAUCUAGUUUUAUAUUAGUUAGUAAAUUGUUGAACCAGUCAUUCAUUGACACGUGUUUAUAAAUAAACACAAGAACAAAAUGAAGACACAACGUCCAGAUGCACGAAUAGGAGAUUUAGUGACCAAAGAAAAGGAACCUCAUAUGCUGAAUAUAAAACUUGAUGUUUUUUAUAUGCUCUUAAAACAUCAAAUCUUGCGAUACCAGAGUCCUAUCAAUGGUCUAUUUCCUUCUAUUGGAUCUGACAAGAAUACAAAUAGAAUAGCUCAUGUUCGGGAUUCUAUUUACUGUGCAGUUGCUGUUUGGUCACUGGCUCAAGCUUAUAAAAAGAUUGAUGAUGACCAGGGCAGGGCUCAUGAGUUGGGCCAAGCUGCUGUUAAAACCAUGAGGGGUAUAUUGCAAUGUUGGAUACGACAGGCAGAUAAAGUAGAAAAAUUCAAAUCCAAUCAAAGUCCAGCAUAUGCCCUGCACUCUACAUUUGACCUUGUCACUGGUGAUCCAACUUACAGAGAUGAAGAGUAUGAACAUUUGCAAAUAGAUGCUGUUGCACUAUAUCUUUUGUUUCUAAGUCAAAUGAUUUCUUCUGGACUACAGGUGAUUUAUUCAACAGAUGAAGUCAAUUUCAUCCAGAAUCUAGUGUUUUAUGUGGAGAGAGCUUAUAGAACCCCUGACUAUGGGAUGUGGGAAAGGGGAAGUAAAUAUAACAAUGGAAGCACAGAGAUUCAUGCCAGUUCUAUUGGCAUGGCUAAAGCAGCUUUAGAGGCAGUCAAUGGAUGUAACUUAUUUGGUGAGCAUGGUGCCGCCUGGUCUGUGAUUUUUGUUGAUAUUGAUGCCCACAACAGGAACAGAACAAUAUUUGAAACUAUCUUACCCAGAGAAUCAAACUCUAAGAACACGGAUGCCUCUCUUCUGUUGACUGUAAGUUGGCCUGCAUUUGCCAUACAUGAAGAUGAGGUUAGAAUCAGAACAAUGGAGAAGGUCAUUCGCAAGUUAAAAGGCGACUUUGGUAUCAAACGUUUUCUUAGAGAUGGGUACAAAACAGUUAUAGAGGACAAAAAUAGAAAGUAUUACCGUCCUGCUGAAAUAAAGAAUUUUGAUGGGAUUGAAUCUGAGUGGCCAAUGUUUUUUGUUAUUUUAUUGAUAGACAGUAUUUUCAGAGGCAAUAAAGAUGAGCAGAAGUAUUAUCAAGGCCUGGUCAAUGGAGUCUUGUUUGAUUCUCCAGAUGGUACUGGUCAGUUGCUACCAAUGUAUUACUAUGUACCUAAACAAAAUGUGGAGCAAGAGAAAAUGGUUCCUGGUAGUCAAAAAAAAGUUCCAUCACCUGAAGGGACCACUGCUGGUGUCUUUAUGUGGGGCCAGAGUUUGCUGUUUAUUUCUAAACUUCUUCUUGAUGGCUUAUUGGGCAUAAAUGAUCUUGAUUGCAUCCGUCGGCACUUGCCUGCCACUGAGCGACCUACUUUUAGUGCACGCUAUUCCAAAUUUCAGGAUUUGAGUCAUUUUGUUAAAAAAUGGGACGAUUUAGAUUCAGGAAAGUUAAUUUCCAGGGACCUGAAAAGUGGAACAGCUCCAGAUCUGGUUAUUCAGAUUGUCCUUAUAUCUGAAACAUCUCGACUUCAGCAGCUACUCGGUACCUACGGGAUUGAGACUCAGACCCCUCACCAGAUUGAGCCAAUCCAGAUCUGGUCCCCAAAAGAACUGACCAAAGCCUAUGAAUACCUGGGCAUCAACAAGAAGCUGGGCAUCACAGGCAGACCAAGUCGACCUUUUGGUGUCCUCAGUACUUCUAAGGUUUUUCGAGCCUGUGGAAAGACAGUGUUGUGUUACCCACUUCUGUUUGAGCUGAGUGACUUCUACCUGGCUCAAGAUAUUUCCCUUGUAAUGGAUGAUUGUAAAAAUGAUCUGGCGUUUUUGGCUAAAUGCUGGAAACUAUCUGGACGUCCAACAUGGUGCAUGGUGAUCCGAGAAAAUGCUAUAAGGGGACAUAAUUUUGCUGAGUUCCUUGAACUUCUUUCCCAGUUUAAAAAAGGUGAUGUUGAUGGGAUCAGAGUGAGACUUGGCAGAUUGCAGUCUUUCAUUUCCUCGGCUGCUGUGGAACACUUGGACUUCUUAAACUUAUUGCCUGACCCAGGCAUAUUCACUCAGUUUGAAGAGAAGACAAUGAAAGCCAGUUUCAAGUCUUUGACAGAGAUCCCACAGUUAGUAGCUUUGGAAGAAGAGACCUUCAUCAACGAAGCUAAUUUACGCAAUAAGAGCAGCCAGGAUCUGAUGAACUACUUGGUAUCAGUGUCAGGUCUCAAUGCCCAAGUGACUCUGCUGAAGAUUCUGUACGAGAGAGAAGGUCCUUUCUUUUCUGUCGAUGGCAGCACUAUAAGUGAAAGGCUAGAACGGUUGAUUGACAGAGCUGGGGCUUACAAGAACUGGUGGGCAGUCCGCAUGUGCUCUGCACUGUUGGGCAAGUUAGUGGACAGUCUUGCCCCCUCCAUCACUAGCAUGCUGGUCAGAGGGAAACAGAUGACAGUAGGUGUGUUUGGUCAUGAAGAAGAAGUGUUGGACAAACCAAUCAGCCCCAAUGAAUUAAAGAACAUUGUCUACUCCAAAUGUUUACCCCAUGACGUCUGCCAGGCUGUCUUACAACAGGAACUGAUUCUUGCUAUUGGGAAGCUGAUAGCUACGUCCCCAGAGUUGUUUGAUGGCAUCUUGAAGAUCAGAAUUGGAUGGUUUGUCCGAGCCAUGCAAGUCGAACUACAAUCAGAGAAAGAGGAAGAUAAAAGUGAGCUCAGCCGUUUGUCGCCACACCAGGUCAAAUGUAUGGUCUGGUCAGUGCUCACGAAGAAUACUGUUGAAGCCGACUUUAGAACGCCCUUUCAAAAACGGCAGUUAGAUGGAGCACUUAACAGAGUGCCUAAAGAUUUUUACGACAAAGUAUGGCAAAUUUUAGAAAAGACUCCAGGAGGCAUAAAAGUAGCAGGCUAUCUACUUCCACAGCAACCCACCCAGUCAGACAUGACCAUGUACGAACUCAACUUCUCCUUAUUAGUGGAACAGAUGUUGAGUAAAAUCUCUGACCCAUCUUACCGUCAGUUGAUGGUUGAGGCAUUCAUGGUAGUGUCAACCAUCUUAGAAAGAAAUCCAGAGCUCAUGUUUCACCAGUCUGCCAACAUGGACAAGAUUAUUCAAGAAGCGUAUGAAGACUUCCAACAAGAUUUGAAUCGAAUGGAAGGAAGAGAGAAACAAGACGACAUGCACAGAUUUUACAACACACCACCCAAUGUCCGCUACGGCACCACUGCAUAUAUAGCCAAGGCUGUUAUUAAAAAUCUUCUGGAUGGUGAUUUGAGGGUAGUUUCUGAAGAUCUGUGCUCCAUUGCUUAGAACCAGAUUGUGUAGUUCCACUGGAAAGAUUUGCUUCAUACCCUAGACAAAAUGCUUGCUCCACAGUCAAGAAUUGAAUGGAUUGCUUUUCAAGACCUUAGCUCCUUAGCCUAAAAUAGUGUAUUCAGAUUUUUCUUUUGCAUUUGUUCCUAUUUAGAUUUAGUAUUUUUUUUACUUUUGGAAAAGAAUUUUCACAAAACAUUAAGUUUUGACAAAAAAAAAAUUUUUUGUCUAAAAUAAUUUUAGUGAUCCUUUGUGUGAACAUUUUUUGCAACACUGUUGUAAGUCCUGACUCUGUGCUAAAGCAACAAUGUUUUCCCUCUACUUUUGGUUGUGUUCAUAGUGUAUCACAUGGUAGCAUGAAGGAAACACACAUGCUAGGGAAUAAAGUGUCAUGAUAAAAGGUUUAGUUAUAUAACAAUCUUUUGUGAAACAGAGGUAUAUAGUGUACACAUGUCCACUUCAAUUCUUAGAAGACAGCUAUAGAACAGCAUCACUUGACUGCCUAUACAUUUGUACAUGUGACUAAUAAUAGAACAUUGCCUUUGAGUCCUAAGAUUAAAAAAGAUUGCUGUAUUUUUAUGAGGAUAUGCAGAUCGUGCUGCGAUUGACAUAGUUUGUCAUAACUAAUACAAACUACCUGAUUAGGGUUGAUUUUAUUUGCUAUCUGGGUCUGUCUUCACCAGUAGUUGUGUAACUGGUAUGACAUAAAAUGAAAGGUUUCUGGUUUCAUUUCUUAUGCAUGAGGCUUUUUUUUUUUUGUAUGCUAGAAACAAAUAGUAACUUAAGGUGUGUUGAACAACUUAUGGGUACAUCAGGCAGUACAGACUUCAGGAGGAAAAGGUUUUCAUACUAAGUUUGAAUAAUGAAUAAAUGUUCACUGGUUUAAUGUCUGGUACACCUGUAUGUCAUAGCAAACAUUUGGAAGGGAAGAAAGUAUCAGGCUACAUUUCUGGUUUGAAUAAUGACUACAUUUAAUCAAUCUUACCUACCUGGUACUGGUAAUUGAAUUUUUUUUAAUGUUCUAAUUUUUAAGAAUUAAGUUAUUCUAUAUGCUGAAGUAAUCCAAAGUCACUAAUUAUCUCCUUUUCUAAUUAGUUUAUUUAUAUCUAAUAAGGCUUCUAUGCCCGUUACUAUUCGGCGUUUUACAACAUACCAUUUUUCACAGAGGUUGUUUUUUUUUUUUUUAGUUUUCUACUAUAAAUAUCUAUAAACAAAUUGAAAUGAGAUCAAAAGUGUUCACAACAGAAUGGCUGUAUAUAUAAAAGAAGCAAAAGCGACUGAUAGGGUUGCAACUAAUAAUAUACUUGUUUAUGCCAUUGGCGUCUGUAAUAUUCAAAGCUCUAGUGAAAAAAAUAUAUGCACUACAAUGUUGCUCUAAGCCUGUAAUUGUAGAGAGGGAUGCUUCUUGGAAAGUUGGAGUGAGAUUCUAUUUGAAAUGUUUGAGAUGCUUCUUUUGGAAGUUUUGAGUGUGAUAUUACUUGCAGGAAUAUUUGAAAUAAAAUAUUUCUGAUUGUUUAAAUUUCUAUCAACAUUUUGUGUGUGUUUAUUUUUAUUAGUGCUUGCUGUGUUACACCGUGCUACCUACAUGUAAUGUUUUGGUUGAAAACUUUCAACCAAGUGAACUAUUUCUUAUUGAUGACCUUGACUUACAGGUAGAUGACAUUUAAACAAGAAUGAAAAGCUGUAUCUGAUAUUUGCAUAUACCAAUGUGAUAUUGUUUCUAUACCAAAAUUGUUCUGUGUAUAUAUCUGAAAUUAAACUUUUUGUUUCCCUGACAAA
This is a messenger RNA of Biomphalaria glabrata, 5673 nucleotides long. RefSeq names its product phosphorylase b kinase regulatory subunit beta-like. Gene Ontology annotation, cellular component: phosphorylase kinase complex. Gene Ontology annotation, molecular function: calmodulin binding. The transcript has 26 exons. Bases 601 to 3891 code for a protein of 1096 amino acids. NCBI's taxonomy places the organism in Eukaryota, Metazoa, Mollusca, Gastropoda, Planorbidae. The record is from RefSeq and is a predicted model, not a curated record. Gene Ontology annotation, biological process: glycogen metabolic process.